Messenger RNA from Toxotes jaculatrix (banded archerfish), 1018 nucleotides. RefSeq names its product OCIA domain-containing protein 1. The record is from RefSeq and is a predicted model, not a curated record. NCBI's taxonomy places the organism in Eukaryota, Metazoa, Chordata, Actinopteri, Toxotidae. Bases 123 to 872 code for a protein of 249 amino acids. Gene Ontology annotation, cellular component: endosome. The transcript has 8 exons.
GGUUAUGUCAGUGUGUUAACUGGAGCAAUGACAUUGUACCAAACACUAAAGAACUCAGACUGAGGAAUGGCUUACACUUAUUCAUUUCGCAUGCUUUGAAAGUUGACCUUAGCACUGUCAAAAUGUCAUCCGGCACGACGGGUUUUUCGGAGGAGCAGCCGCGCAGAAGAGCUCAGGCUCCAAUGGGCAUGGACUACAUCCCCACAGAGGAGGAGAGGAGGGUGUUUAGAGAGUGCAACCAGGAGAGCUUUUGGUACAGGUCGGUGCCCUUCUCUGUGGUCAGCAUGGCUGUCACUCAAGCCCUUGUUGCCAGAGGGACCCUGUCUUCAUCACCAAGAUUUGGAUCGCUACCCAAAGUGGUCUUUGCUGGCUUCUGUGGCUACCUAGCUGGGAAGAUGUCGUACAUGAAGACAUGCCAGGAGAAGUUCAAGAGGUUGGAGAACUCCCCUCUGGGAGAAGCCCUCAGACAGAGGACAGGACUCCCUCAACAGUAUUCCAAGGGUCCUCAGUCAGAGCUGAGUGACUCAGACGCCCAGUCAUCUGACCCCAUGUUCCAGCCAACAGAAACCCCAAGCCAGAUGCCCAGCUACACCAGAGAUUAUGAAUAUGGCUUCAGGCCAGAGCCACCCAUGCCAGUAGACAGAGCAGAUGACUUCAACGCGCCAGCUUCAGUCCAGUCAUAUGUGGAAGAGGAGGAGCCCCGGAGGAAGCCUAUCCUCUAUGAGGACCUGAGGCUCAAAAACAGAGAAAACUACGAGGUCACACUCACCCAGAAGGCCGAGACAUUGCUCAAACCAGCCCCUGAGAAGGAGCGAGAAAGACCCAAGAAAGAGGUGAAGAAGAACAUCUACGGAGAUACCUGGGAGGAAUGAGUCCUUGUUUGAGCUUAAAAUGUGAUGUGUACACUGGCAUCACUGACACUGCAAUACGUAGACAGCUCAGUCGCCUUUUUGCUCAAGUGUGACUGAGCCUCAGGUGUCAUGAAGCUGUACAAGUUUCUGUGAGUCAAUUAAACAAA